This is a messenger RNA of Talaromyces marneffei, 1398 nucleotides long. RefSeq lists its product as uncharacterized. Gene Ontology annotation, molecular function: hydrolase activity, acting on ester bonds. The record is from RefSeq and is a predicted model, not a curated record. Gene Ontology annotation, biological process: phospholipid catabolic process. The coding region runs from base 1 to 1398 and encodes 465 amino acids. The transcript has 2 exons. NCBI's taxonomy places the organism in Eukaryota, Fungi, Ascomycota, Eurotiomycetes, Eurotiales, Trichocomaceae.
AUGCAGUCUGCUGUUCUGUUGCUCGCUGCCGCUGGUGCCGCUUCGGCCCAGCUCAUUACCACCUCAGAGCCCUCUCUCACUGACAUUGAGGCUGCUGCUGCCACCGUGGUGCCCUCCUCCCCGGUCUCCAACGUCCAGGGUCUCGCUUUCAAGAACUUCUACCAGAUCUGGUUGGAGAACAUUGACUAUACCAAUGCUUCCGAUGACAGCAACCAGAAGUACUUGGCCUCCAAGGGUAUUACCUUGACCAACUUCUGGGCCGUCUCUCACCCUUCCGAGCCCAACUAUGCCGCCACUGCUGCUGGUGACUUGUUCGCUAUGGACAACGACGACUUCAUCCAAAUCCCUGCGAACGUUUCCACCGUCGUGGAUCUUUUGGACACCAAGGGAAUCUCUUGGGGUGAAUACCAGGAGCAUCUUCCCUACGCUGGUUUCCAGGGCUUCAAUUACUCCAACCAGCAGACCCAUACCAACGACUACGUCCGAAAGCACAACCCUCUUAUCCUCUAUGACAACGUUGCCGGAAAUGCUUCCCGUGCUUUGCAGAUCAAGAACUUCACCAGCUUGUGGUCUGACAUUCAGAAGAAUACCCUUCCCCAGUGGGCUUUCAUUACCCCCAACAUGACCAACGAUGCCCACGACACCAACAUCAGCUUCGCUUCCACCUGGGAACGCAACUUCGUUGAGAAGCUCGAGAACUCCACUGACUUCUGGAACGAGUCCCUCAUCUUGCUUACCUUCGACGAGACUGGUGACUACCCCAUCCACAACAAGGUCUUCUCCGUCCUCCUCGGUGGUGCCGUCCCCACUGAGUUGAUUGGCACUUCUGAUGACACUUUCUAUACCCACUACUCCACCUUGGCCACCGUUCAGGCCAACUGGGGUCUUCCUUCUCUUGGUCGCUGGGACUGCGGUGCCAACAUCUUCGAGAUUGUCUCCAACAAGACCGGAUACACCAACUACAAGGUCGACACCACCAACUUGUACCUCAACUCCAGCUUCAUUGGUCCUCUUUCUACCAACAACAUGGCCAACUACUCCUCCGUCUGGCCCGCUCCUGCCACCGGUAACCAGACUUGCUCUGCUGGUCACGGUAUUCUUGACGCUGUCAAGUCUACCUGGGGUGCUCUUGCUCCUACCUACAACUACACCAGCCCCUUCCCCUUCGACACCGUUUCUGGCAAGGACACUAACGUUGCUUUCUCCCGUAACGGUACCACUUGGGUCUCUGGUGUUAACAACACUGCUUUGACCACCAAGACCUCCAACUCUACCGGCACUACCACCGGCACCAGCACCGGCUCUUCUUCUACCUCCUCUACCGGUGCUGCCUCCAUGAACGGUGCUUCCGGUGUCUUGGCUCUUGCUGCCGGUGCCGUCUUGGCUUUCGCUUUGUAA